Messenger RNA from Ceratotherium simum simum (southern white rhinoceros), 726 nucleotides. RefSeq names its product glycoprotein hormone subunit alpha 2 (gene GPHA2). Gene Ontology annotation, biological process: cell surface receptor signaling pathway. The record is from RefSeq and is a predicted model, not a curated record. Gene Ontology annotation, molecular function: thyrotropin-releasing hormone receptor binding; hormone activity. Gene Ontology annotation, cellular component: extracellular region. Lineage: Eukaryota; Metazoa; Chordata; Mammalia; Perissodactyla; Rhinocerotidae.
GCUCCAGAAUGCUGGCAAAUAAAAAUCCGGAGAGCCAGCACCGUCUGGAGACCUGCAGUAGGCACGAGGACCCACUCAGCAAGCCACUGAGUUCCUGGGCCUUGGAAGUGAUGCCCAUGGCGUCCCCCCAAACCUUGCUCCUCUGCCUGCUGGUCCUGGCGGUCACUGAAGGCCAGGGGCAGCAGGCAGCCAUCCCAGGCUGCUACUUGCACCCCUUCAACGUGACAGUGCGAAGUGACCGCCAAGGCACCUGCCAGGGCUCCCAUGUGGCACAGGCUUGUGUGGGCCACUGCGAGUCCAGUGCCUUCCCUUCCCGCUACUCCGUGCUGGUGGCCAGUGGCUAUCGACACAACAUCACCUCCGUCUCUCAGUGCUGCACCAUCAGCGGCCUGAGGAAGGUGAAGGUGCAGCUGCAGUGUGGGGGGGACCGGAGGGAGGAGCUGGAGAUCUUCACGGCCAGGACCUGCCAGUGUGACAUGUGUCGCCUCUCGCGCUACUAGCCCAUCCUUUCCCCUCCUCCCUCCCCUUGGUCAGAGGUUUGAGUUGGAGUAUAUCUUGUCCAUCCUGAGCCUCAUUGAGGACAACAGCUCCAACCCUCUUAAGAUUCUGUGAUUGUCACCUCCUGAGAAGAGGGGCAUUUCUGCCUCUGCCUGGCCUCCUAACCAGCCUUUCAUCAUUUCACUGCCCUCUUUGUCCCUACCCCUAAAUAAAGCAAGCAGUCCUCGA